Penicillium taxi is the source of this 228-nucleotide messenger RNA. RefSeq names its product D-alanine aminotransferase. Bases 1 to 228 code for a protein of 75 amino acids. The record is from RefSeq and is a predicted model, not a curated record. NCBI's taxonomy places the organism in Eukaryota, Fungi, Ascomycota, Eurotiomycetes, Eurotiales, Aspergillaceae. The transcript has 2 exons. Gene Ontology annotation, molecular function: catalytic activity.
AUGCAAGGAAUCACCCGUCAAAAAACAAUCGAUGUUUGUCGCUCCAAUGGCAUUCCUGUUCAGGAAUUGGACUUCAGCCUCACGGAGGUCUAUGGAGCCGAUGAAGCAUUCGUUACUGGAACAUUCCCUUCGCAACUUCACAUUCGAGAAGUUGAUAGCCGAGAGAUUGGAGAUUUAGAGCAAGAUACUGCACGUUCAAGGGCAGAGAUUGCGAGUGAGGUUGAGUAA